GACCGCCGAUCCGCAAUCUCCACAGUGCAUAUUUCACAUUUCCAUUAUACCGUAUGAAUCUGUUAGACGGUCGGUGGUAGUCUCGGCGCCGGACGGUUUCAAUCAUAAUCAAAUCUCGAGAGCUUGAUGGGAGCUGGGUGGGGACGGUGGUCCAAAUUAGCCGCUGUAGUGGCGGCGGUGGCCAUUCUGAGAGAAUUGGGGAAGCGAUACGGAUGGGAAAUUGACAAAGAAGCGUCUCUCAAGGUGUUCAGCCAAUGGUCUGAUCGAUUGGGGGUAUGGGCCAUGCCUGCGUAUGUCGGCAUCCAUACCUUCACGCUUGCUCUCUGUUUGCCUUACGCCGUCUUCUUCGAAGCCACUGCUUCUUUGCUCUUCGGUUUCUUCCCUGCCGUGAUUUGCGUUUUCUCUGCCAAGGUUCUUGGGGCUUCCCUCUCCUUCUGGAUCGGCAGGUUACUUUUUAGGAAGUCAAGUUCAGCCAUGGAGUGGGCUCAGAGGAAUAAAUAUUUCCAUCUUCUUUCUAGAGGAGUAGAGCAAGAUGGUUGGAAAUUUGUCCUUCUUGCUCGCUUUUCACCGAUUCCCUCAUACGUUAUAAAUUAUGCUCUUGCUGCAACCAAAGUUGGUUUCUUUCUUGAUUUUCUUCUGCCAACUGUAAUUGGAUGCAUGCCAAUGAUACUUCAGAACACAUCGAUUGGCAGUCUUGCCGGUGCUGCGGUUGCUUCAGCGUCGGGCUCUCAGAAAUCUCAGAUAUGGUCAUACAUUUUCCCCAUACUUGGUAUCGGGUCAAGCAUUCUAAUUUCCUGGAGGAUUAAGAAGUACUCUAGUGGACUCAAAAUGGCCGAAAGUUCUAGUGUUGCAGGGAAUGAUAAUGUUGACCCAUCCAAAAUCAAGAAUUCUAAGAAAACUCAAUAAUUCUUAGUAACAGCCAGAUAAGUUACUUAAACGUUUAGAUGAUAUACUUUCAUUCAUGAUUUGUAUACCCUGGACCAGUGUCCAUGACAUGCUUAGUUUUUCUUUUCUUUCUCGAGAAAUUAUUAGAUUUAUGGCAUAUCCUUGUCUCAUAA
Messenger RNA from Benincasa hispida (wax gourd), 1058 nucleotides. RefSeq names its product SNARE associated Golgi protein family. The record is from RefSeq and is a predicted model, not a curated record. Lineage: Eukaryota; Viridiplantae; Streptophyta; Magnoliopsida; Cucurbitales; Cucurbitaceae. Gene Ontology annotation, cellular component: membrane.